CCCGGCUCCUCUCGCGGGGAUUGGCUGUUGGCGGCGUUGCGGCUUGGCUCGUGUGCGGCGACGGUGUCGGUAGCGGCUGCAAAGACCGGAGUUUGGCGCGAUGUCUCACACCAUUUUGCUGGUGCAGCCGACCAAGAGGCCGGAAGGCAGAACGUAUGCGGACUAUGAGUCUGUGAACGAGUGCAUGGAAGGUGUUUGUAAAAUGUACGAGGAACAUCUGAAAAGAAUGAAUCCCAACAGUCCAUCAAUCACAUAUGAUAUCAGUCAGUUAUUUGAUUUUAUCGACGAUCUGGCAGACCUCAGCUGCCUUGUUUACCGGGCUGACACCCAGACGUACCAGCCUUAUAACAAAGACUGGAUCAAAGAGAAGAUCUACGUGCUGCUCCGCCGGCAGGCCCAGCAGGCGGGGAAGUGAUGGAGCCGCCGCAGCGUGGGCUGGGGG
Ochotona curzoniae (black-lipped pika) is the source of this 442-nucleotide messenger RNA. RefSeq names its product ERH mRNA splicing and mitosis factor (gene ERH). The record is from RefSeq and is a predicted model, not a curated record. Lineage: Eukaryota; Metazoa; Chordata; Mammalia; Lagomorpha; Ochotonidae. Bases 101 to 415 code for a protein of 104 amino acids. The transcript is spliced from 4 exons.